AUGGACCCAUCGUUGUACAAAGACACCAUUACCUCUCGCAGGCUGACCUACCACUAUUACUUCUCCCCCGCCCGACCCUCGAAGCCAACCUUGCUGCUCUGUCAUGGGUUCCAUUCCACGGCUUAUGACUGGCGCCGCAUUGUGCCCCACCUGAAAGAGAAGGGAUACGGCAUCCUCGCCCCCGACAUGCUCGGCUUCGGCGAGACCGCCAAGCCAACAGACCCGGCGGCGUACGUCCCGAGCCUGAUCUCCAGAGACAUCGUCGACAUCCUGGACGCCGAGAACCUUGAAAAGGUUGUCGCAAUCGGUCACGACUGGGGUUCCAAGGCGGUUUCGCGCCUCGCGAACUAUUAUCCCGAGCGGUUCCUCGCCUACGCGUUCUUCGCUGUCCCGUUCAUGGGGAUAACUCCCCCGACUGACUUUCAGAUAUCCCUGGACUACUUGAAGCAGAAGUAUGGAUACGAGAUAUAUGGCUACUGGUCCUUUUUCAGCGCGCCAGACGCGGACGAAGUCAUCCAGGCUCACAUAGACUCGUUCGUCAGCAUCAGCUUUCCAUACGAUCCCACGAUCUGGAAGACGCGUCUCGCUCCGACGGGCGCGCUGAGACGCAGUCUGCUCGAGGACUAUGUUGCGCCUCGGCCGUCCUACUUGUCCGAGGAAGACAAGAAACACUUCGUGGAAACGUUCAGGCGGAGCGGCUUUGAGGCCCCGACGUGCUGGUACAAGGUUAUGACGAGCCAGCUGUCUGCCAAGGACGAUGGACAGAUUCCAUUCGAGCGCGCCCUCCCGCCGAUGAGCGCGCCACUCUACUUCGGUGCCGCUAAACAAGAUUAUAUCUGUCUUCCCAAGAUCGGUUAUGCUGUAUUUGGGAGUGAUGGGUUCAGCAAGCACAGUGUGACAAAGAAAGAAUACGACGCGGACCACUGGCUCAUUCUCUCAAAACCAGACGAGAUUGCCCAUGACCUUAAUGCAUGGAUUGAGAGCACUGUCGCUACAAAGGCCCAUCUCUAG
Phanerochaete carnosa HHB-10118-sp is the source of this 1011-nucleotide messenger RNA. RefSeq lists its product as uncharacterized. The transcript has 4 exons. The record is from RefSeq and is a predicted model, not a curated record. Gene Ontology annotation, molecular function: hydrolase activity. Bases 1 to 1011 code for a protein of 336 amino acids. NCBI's taxonomy places the organism in Eukaryota, Fungi, Basidiomycota, Agaricomycetes, Polyporales, Phanerochaetaceae.